UCUCUCUAGGCUGUGACUGUGAGGGCCACCAAUACCAUCCACUCUUCUUCAGACGACCGUUUGCUUUUCUUAUUAGAGAAUUGAGGGUGUAGGCCGUGUAGGGGUGGUGGCUCCUCAAAGUGACAACUCCCCUUCAGCUCGCCUCCCUCCAUCCUGCAUCGGCAAGCGAGGUCCUCGUGAUCCUUCUUCUUUCUUCUUCCUCUUCUUCCUUUCUACCACCACCACCACCAUCUUCAUCCCUAGCCGAGAACGAUCCCUCCUCUCUCUUGUAGACGCCGCCCAGUAUAGGGAGAGAGGAUGACUGCAGGAGGUGGAGGAGGUGGUGGUGCGUCUUCGAGGGGCAGAGUCCCGACGUGGAAGGAGAGGGAGAAUAACAAGAGGAGAGAGAGGAGGAGGAGGGCCAUCGCUGCCAAGAUCUACGCGGGGCUUAGGGCCUUCGGCAACUACAAACUCCCCAAGCACUGCGACAACAACGAGGUCCUCAAGGCCCUCUGCACGGAAGCCGGCUGGACCGUCGAGGAAGACGGCACCACCUACCGGAAGCAGGGUUGCAGGCCAUCCUCUCUUGAGGCGCCCGUCGGUGGGUCGGCCACCGUUAGCCCCGCGGCCUCGUCGUCCUACCACCAGAGCCCGCCCUCCUCCUCCUUCCCGAGCCCCAUGCCCUCCUACCAUGCCAGCCCCGUUUCUUCGUCCUUCCCGAGUCCCACCCUCUCCUCUGCAACUGCCUCCUUCCUCAUCCCCUGGCUCAAGAAUCUCAGCGACGCCAACGCCAUCCCUUCCUCCCUCCCGCCCCUCCGCAUCUCCAAUUCCGCACCCGUCACACCCCCUCUGUCCUCCCCGACCUCCAAGGCAAAGCCCAACUGGGACGCCGUCGCCGCACUCAACCAGCAGCGCCUGCCCAACUUCCCCUUCUUCGCCGCGUCGGCACCCUCGAGCCCCACUCGGCGCAGAUCUCUCUUCCGAUCGAUCCCUGAGGGAGACGAGUCCGACGUCUCCACGGCAGGCGACUCGACCUCCUCCGGACGGUGGGCAGGGCUCCCUGCUGGCGCAGCUCCAACAUCGCCUACGUUCAACCUCGUUAAUGCCGCUGCCGAACAGAGAUGGGGGUUCGGUGCCGACGGAACGAUCUGGGCUCCAUCCUCCGCUUGUCGGAGCGUCGUGGGAUCGCCGGAACACCAACAGUUUCCCAAGUCCGUUGCGGGUGCUGAUAGUGGUAGCGGUGGUAGCGCCACUGGUGAUGGUGGUGGAGGCGAUUUCCAGUUUGAGUGUGGAAGGGUGAAGCCGUGGGAAGGGGAGAGGAUACACGAUGAAUGUGGAGAAGAGGUCGGUCUGGAGGAUUUGGAACUCACGCUCGGUAACGGGAAGCGUUGAGAUUCUGGCCACAGAGUGGUCGGAAUCCCUUGCGUCUGAUAACUCCCCGUCGAUUUCAUUGACGUUGGCUGCCUUUCCCCCCAUCCUAUCUUCUUUCUUUCGGCCGAUCUUCUUCAUCUCCCUCAGAAGAUAACAUAUUCGGUCGAUCCCAAAAGAAUUUCUCUGACGGUCAGCAGUUUCUCGGCGACCUUCUGUGGUUUACCGGUGUUCGUUGUAAAAGAUGGUGGUUUUCUAAAGGUCCCCACAGCCCCAAACGACGGUUCAUGAUUCAUCCUUUUUCUUUUAAUUUUUAUUCCAUCUUGUUUCAGGUCCUUUUACUCUUUUCCUUUUUGUACUUAUUAAUGUCUCAGUGAGAAGAUUUAGAGGACAGUUACCGACCGCAUCGCCUCUGUUUUGUAAUCUUACAAAUGUUUCGUGGGGAGAAGAAGUUUAACAUGUAAGCUGUGAUAUAUAUUUGACUCUUGGACGUAUUUUUCUUAUA
Messenger RNA from Nymphaea colorata (pocket water lily), 1852 nucleotides. Its product is annotated as protein BZR1 homolog 1-like. The transcript is spliced from 2 exons. Gene Ontology annotation, biological process: brassinosteroid mediated signaling pathway; DNA-templated transcription. Gene Ontology annotation, molecular function: DNA-binding transcription factor activity. Lineage: Eukaryota; Viridiplantae; Streptophyta; Magnoliopsida; Nymphaeales; Nymphaeaceae. The record is from RefSeq and is a predicted model, not a curated record. The coding region runs from base 298 to 1371 and encodes 357 amino acids.